Messenger RNA from Myripristis murdjan (pinecone soldierfish), 1612 nucleotides. It is a transcript of the gene rab19, whose product is annotated as RAB19, member RAS oncogene family. Lineage: Eukaryota; Metazoa; Chordata; Actinopteri; Holocentriformes; Holocentridae. The record is from RefSeq and is a predicted model, not a curated record. Gene Ontology annotation, molecular function: GTPase activity; GTP binding. The coding region runs from base 298 to 996 and encodes 232 amino acids. The transcript has 5 exons.
ACACACACAGAGGUCAUGGUUGGUCAAGGCCAAAGAUAGGCCAGGCCUGGUGAAGUGCCCAUCACACUCACACAUUGUUCUGUGUCCAGCUGUGCCUUGUUCUUCUGUGGGCUGAGAUGACGACAGAAACGAGUGAGUGGGUGGAGAGAGAGAGAGAGAGAGAGAGAGAGGAACAGAGAGAGAGGGUCUCUGACACUCAGUGCUGUAUUCUCAUCAUUCCACGUUAGCAUCUCAAUGUGUGAAGCCUGAGGAAUUGCCUCUUUUGAUAGAGCCUGAGCAGAAACUCCACAUACCAGGAUGCAGUGGUGCAGGUGGGCCGGCGGUUGGAAAUCACACCUGCCGGGACAGUCCACAGCGCCGGAGCAUGAGGACUCCUUUGACUUUUUGUUUAAAAUCAUCCUGGUCGGAGACUCGGACGUGGGGAAGACCUGCGUGGUCCAGAGCUUCAAGUCUGGCAUAUUUGUGGAGAAGCAGCAGAACACCAUCGGGGUGGAUUUCACCGUCCGCACCCUGGACAUUGAUGGCAAGAAGGUGAAGAUGCAGGUGUGGGACACGGCGGGGCAGGAGCGCUUCCGCACCAUAACCCAGAGUUACUACCGCAGUGCCCACGGAGCGAUGGUGGCCUAUGACAUAACACGGCGCUCCACAUUUGAAUCUGUGCCGCACUGGAUCCAGGAGGUGGAGCAGUAUGGAGCUGCCAGUGUAGUGCUCAUUCUCAUAGGUAACAAGUCCGACCUGCACGCUCAGAGGCAGGUGCUGUUCGAGGACGCCUGCACGCUGGCAGAAAACAAGGGCGUUCUGGCUGCUCUGGAAACCUCAGCCAAGGAGGCCCAGAACGUGGACGCGGCCUUCACCCUCAUGGCCCGGGAGCUGCUGGCCCGGAACGGCCUGACGGUCCAAGACGAGGUGUCCGAGGACUCGCCUCACUUCAUACUGGGCAACAACUCCCACCCGAUCCACGGCAACGUCGCCUCCGAGAAAAAGUGUGGCUGCUGAGGGAACUGAAGCUGCUCAAAAAUGUACUGGCAGCCUGGAAACUCACUGUCCGAGUCCGUGUAUGUGUGUGUGUGUGUGCGUGUGUGUGAGUGUGUGUAGGUGACAAGUUUCUCUAUGAUGACGGAGUGUGAUGUAAAUGAAACAAGUUACAGAGGAAAUCAAACUAUUUGUGUGACACAGUGUGUGAGAAUGGAAGUUUUGUAGAUUUUUUUCAGAUGUACAAGACUAUCGUUAUGUGCAUUUUCCUAAUUAUAUCAUCUAACUUUAAUAGAAUCAGUGUACAACAGGUUUCAAAUGGCAGUUGUUUAUUAAACUUUUGUAAUAUCCAUUCAGCCAUAAGUAUUUGCUGCUGUAGGGUUCUGUGCUAAUGUGAUAUGAUAUACAGUCUAUGUGUCCACUUGAAAAACAUUGCCUUCCAUCUUUUUAAUGGCUCUGUCAUACAGUUUGAACAGUAUAUUCCAGUUUUAAACCUGCCAUUUGCAAACUUUACAUUGUUACAGCUGUCAGUUACAGACAUCCAUGGAUUUGAACAUAUCACACCAGCACCGUAUAGACUUUUAUCUGGUGCCAUAACUUUAAUUAAACAUCUUCUCCCAACAAAUCUGCCAACAAAAAA